CAGAGCACAGUCACUUAAAACAGUGAUUUUCACAUGUGGACUUCAUGAGGUUUAGUUUGAGUGUGUGUUUGUUCCAGAGCAGGUUAAUGUGGUUUAUGGACACUGAAUUUUUCAGGACUGUUUAGAGUUACUGAGAUGCAGCUGGAGAUUUGAAUACAGUUCUUUAAGAAUUGCAACCGUAUGAACAGAUAUCACAUGGAGUUAAGUGGAAUCACAGCAAAGUCCAAGAGCAGCAUGUCGAGAAGAUCUUCAGUAGGAAGAACCUUCCAGACUCCAGAGGAGACACAUGUAGACCUUCAGGAGCACAAGAGCAGAAGAUCCACAACUAUAGAGGAGGGGAUAGGCCGGCCGGUUGGAUUAAUCAUCUGUAAUAGUUUCAAGAACCAAAACAAAACGUUCCACAAACACUUUCCUGAAAUUCCAGAAACAGAAGAUCUGGAACAUGCGUUCACGUGCGCUCUGCAGAAGGAGGUGAUUUACCACGGUAAGAUGUUCGUGUCCAAUCAGCACAUCUGUUUCCACUCAUCUGUCCUGCUCAAAGAAACCAAGAUUGUGAUUGAAAUGUCCAGCGUUCAGACUAUCAAGAAGAAAAACACGGCUAAGUUUGUGCCCAACGCCAUCGCUGUCAUCACCACAGACGGACACAAGUACCUGUUUGUGUCAAUGCGGAAUCGAGAAGUGUGUUUUAGACUCCUUCAGUCGCUCUGCCCUCAUCUGCAGACUGAGAAUAUCAGCAGUAACCUGAAGAUAUCGUCAACAGUAAACAAUCAUCAUGAUGUGGACAUUGACACGAUGUCCGGUCAGUCGAGUUUGGAUGAGAACGCUGAUCAUCAGAGGAUUUCUCCUGCUGGAGAUUCCACGAGUCUGAACGAACACACUGUCACUACACAGACUGUCCACAUACAAGUGAGAAGCACCACAACACCUCACAACACCAACAGAAAAAACAACACAGCAGAGGAACACAACACAGCGGUCUGGUGGGUAACCAUGGUAACAGAGAAGAUCAGAUCUGUCCUGUCCACCAAUGACACGCGGCGAAUCAACAAACUCCUCGUCUUCUAUCUGAUAAUAGUGUCUCUUCUCUUGUUGUCAUCUGGUUACAUUGGAUUGCGGAUUGUGGCAUUGGAAAAACAGUUGAGCAUGCUGGGAACACUGCCGGAGUACACACUACACAACCAGUACAAGAAAUCAUGAUGAAGAGAGGAGAAUGAGAACCCAUUGAAUCAUUCACUGCGAAUGAAGAGCGACAAACACACCCGGAAACAGACAAAAACGACAUGUGACUCGAGACAAACUGCUUCAGAGUUUGUG
Molecule: messenger RNA, 1314 nt
Organism: Myxocyprinus asiaticus (Chinese sucker)
Lineage: Eukaryota; Metazoa; Chordata; Actinopteri; Cypriniformes; Catostomidae
Product: GRAM domain-containing protein 2B-like
Exons: 14
Coding region: 181-1197 (338 amino acids)
Source: RefSeq, a predicted model, not a curated record